This is a messenger RNA of Closterium sp. Naga37s-1, 855 nucleotides long. The record is from the annotation of a GenBank genome assembly. NCBI's taxonomy places the organism in Eukaryota, Viridiplantae, Streptophyta, Zygnematophyceae, Desmidiales, Closteriaceae.
AUGCAGGAGGAGCAGGCAGUGGGGCCUCUGCUGCCCGCGUGCACCCUGCUGCCCGCGCACGCCCUGCUGCCAGCGCCCCUCACUGCCCUGCGCCCCGCGUGCGCCCUGCUGCCAUGCAGCCCGCGCGCGCCUGCUGCCCACGCGCCCUGCAGCCCACGUCGCCUGCUGCCAGCGCGCCGCCUGCACGCUGUUCGCGCCUGCUGCCCGCACACUGCCAGCGCGCCGUCUACACGCUGUUCGCGUCACCUGCUGCCCGCACGCUGCCAGCGCGCCGCCUGCACGCUGCCCGCGUCGUGCGCGCCUGCUCUGCCCCGCGCGCGACUGUUCUGCCCAGCGCGCUGCCUGCUCGCUGCCCGCGCCGCGCGCGACUGCCCUGCCCUGCCCGCGCGCGUGCGCCCUGCCCCGCAAGCUUACCCUGCCCUGCGCUGGUGCCCUGCACGCGUGACUGCCCUGCCCUGCCCGCGCGCGUGCGCUCUGCCCCGCGCGCUUGCCCGGCCCCACGCUGUUGCCCUGCACGCGCGACUGCCCUGCCCUGCCCGCGCGCGUGAGCCCUGCCCGGUGCGCCUACCCUGCCCCGCGCUGCUGCCCUGCACGCGCAAAUGCCCUGCCCUGCCCGCGCGCAUAAGCCCUGCCCCGUGCGCCUGCCCUUCCCCGCGCUGCUGCCCUGCACGCGCGGCUGCCUUGCCCUGCCCGCGCGCGUGCGCCUUGCCCCGCACGCCUGCCCUGCCUGCGCGCGACUCCCCUGCCCCGCGCGCGAACGACUGCCCUGCCCCCGCGCGCCUGCUCUGCCCGCCCGCUAUUGCCCUGCCCACGCGCAACUCCUGCCUUCGGCGCUGCCGCUUCCUGCCGCCCUAG